Messenger RNA from Saccoglossus kowalevskii, 1551 nucleotides. RefSeq lists its product as uncharacterized. The record is from RefSeq and is a predicted model, not a curated record. Lineage: Eukaryota; Metazoa; Hemichordata; Enteropneusta; Harrimaniidae.
AUGAAUGUUAACUUGGUACAACAGUUUGGCUUACUCAGUCUUCUUGUAGUGUCUGUAUAUCCUAAUUUUAUACCAUAUACUGAAGAUGACAUGUUUGACGAUAAUUUCGAUUACUUUGCUAAUGGGUGUCCCGAGAAUACAAUGGACUGUGACGCAUUAACAGGCGCUUGUUUCGAGAAUGAGAAAUACGGAGGAUGUGGAACAUUCCGUGAAUGUGCAUCUCAUAUAUGUAACACGUGUACUAAAUAUGACGUCUCUGAUACUUGUAAUAUGUUGGAGGGCGUGAAAGGGUUGUUUGACGAUGGUUUAAGUGUAGUAGGUGGCCCUAAUGUGAAAGAUAUGAUAGUUGAUUUUGGUAUGGGGCCAAUGAACGCGGCCUUCACGAUGGCACUAAAUGAUGCCGGGGUCAAAUAUCAAAACUUAAACGGUAAGUAUCCAAAGAAGACAUUGUACCACAAAUAUGUCAGUUUAAUACUAUGGGCAUCCAGCCUCACAUUGGCAGAUCAAAACUCAAUGAUUGCAACCAUUGUUCAAUCAAGACAAGCCAGGGUUAGUUUCAACACCAGCUGGCUGGAGAAUCUCUAUGAACAGAUUGUCAUGGAAACCAUGGGAGAUAGGAUAACACCGUUAGUAACCAACCCUGGUAGGAUAAUGCUGACUUCAUCAAGGUUGUAUUUCCAGCCAUUCAAUAAUGUAGAACCAGUCCCUGUUAUGAAAAUAAAAUUGUCUGACAUAAAGAGAGUAGUGAAGAGAAGAUAUUUACUUCGACAAGUGGUCAGAAUGGGACUUGCCCUGAAGAAUCUUCAAUACAAAGAACAUCGACUUUCAAAUUUGCUUUCGGAAAACGUGGAGCCAUGGUACAUGCGACUUAAUCCCAAGGGAGAGGUACCAACGUUAUUGCAUGGAUCGACGAUUGUAUGCGACUCGGGGAAAAUACUGCGCCAUCUUGAUGAAACCUUCACGGAUACAGCAGUGCAACUAUGUCCCAACGAAUCAACCGACGAAUGGCGAAGAUGCAAAUACUUCUUACAAUGCAAUGACAAGUUCGAUCCACGAAUUUACACACUUGCAGCAGUCGUGUUGCCGGAAAUAACUCAGGUUAAACCAAAAAAUGUCAAUUUCACCGAAGAUAAAAUAAAAGAGUUCCGCAAAGCAAAACGAGAAAUUGUGCCUAAACUAUGCGAAAAAUAUGCAGAGGAAUUCCCUGAUCUGAAAGAGGCCUACAUUAAAAAGAGUUAUGCAGCGUUGGCGGCUUUCUCUGCGGAAAUACCAGAUGAAGCCAUGAUUCGCUCCGCAAUUAGUCUGUGUGAAGAUCUCCUGACAAAGUUCGAGGAAGACUUAAAAAAAAUCGUCGAAGACAACCAAGGUAAACCUCGAUGGCUUUGUGGCAAUAACAUAACCAUAGCUGACGUAUACUGGGGAGAAACGCUAUAUCGGUUGGAAGAAUUGGGAUACGAUGAGCGGUUCUGGAAUGAAGGAAGGCGCCCUCAUAUCCAGUCAUAUUAUGAUUAUGUUAAACAUACUGAUUGUUUCAGGGCAUGUCAUACGUAA